CGUCACGGAAGCCAGCGCCCCUCUGAGCUGUGCACACACACACGCGCACACACACACACACACACGCGCACACACACACACACACACACAAGUUGGAGCAAUCGUUGGCUAAGAGGAAGAAAUACGUUGGAGCCUCGAGACGUCAAGUGGGUAUGGCGAAAAACGGCCAGGCUGUCAUAAGUCUCGUCGUUUGAACGACACGGAAGGAUUUACGUUAGUCUCCUGAGGCCUGUUUUCCCCCCCUCCUUUUUCGACAUGACUCGGUAAGCUGUCGUCCCCCCCCCCCGUAUUUUGCUUCCGGAAUUAGUGUUAGUUUGCCCACCACCGCCGACAUGUCGGACAACCAGAGUUGGAAUUCGUCCGGUUCCGAGGAGGAUUCGGAGCCCAGAGAGGAGACGGGGAACUCGGUGGGCGUCGGCGUGUUCAGAGGGGUGCUCAGCAAGUGGACCAACUACAUCCACGGAUGGCAGGACCGCUGGGUGGUGCUGAAAAACAACACGCUCAGCUACUACAAGUCGCAGGAUGAGACCGAGUACGGCUGCCGCGGCUCGCUGUGCCUCAGCAAGGCCGUUAUCACGCCCCACGAGUUUGACGAGUGCAGACUGGACAUCAGCGUCAACGACAGCGUGUGGUACCUGAGGGCCCAGGACCCCGAGCGCAGGCGCCUCUGGAUCGACUCCGUCGAGCUGCACAGGGCGGAUCCCGGCUACGGCUCCGAGUCCAGCCUGCCGAGACACGGCUCCAUGCUGUCGCUCGUGUCGGCCACCAGCGGCUACUCGGCCACCUCUACCUCUUCCUUCAAGAAGGGUCACAGCCUGAGGGAGAAGCUGGCGGAGAUGGAGACCUUCCGAGACAUCCUGUGCCGGCAGGUGGACACGCUGCAGCGAUACUUUGACGGCUGUGCAGAUGGCGUGUCCAAGGACGAGCUGCAAAGGGACAAAAUCGUGGAGGAGGAUGAGGACGACUUCCCCAGCACUCGCACCGACGGAGAGUUUCUUCACAACAACAGCAGCGGCAAAGACAAACUGUUCCAGUACUCCAAUCCCAAGGGGGUGAACGGCAUCGACUUCAAAGGCGAGGCCAUCACGUUCAAGGCCACCACCGCCGGCAUCCUGGCCACGCUGUCGCACUGCAUCGACCUGAUGGUCAAGAGAGAGGACAGCUGGCAGAGGAGGCUGGACAAGGAGAUGGAAAAGAGAAGAAGAAUCGAGGAGAGCUACAAGUCGGCCCUCAGCGAGCUGAAGAAGAAGUCGCACUUUGGAGGUCCGGACUACGAGGAGGGUCCGAACAGCCUCAUCAACGAGGAGGAGUUCUUCGACGCGGUCGAAGCCGCUCUCGACCGUCACGACAAAAUAGAACAGUGUCAGACAGAGAAGACGAGAAUCCAGAGAUCCAGUCCGCUUCCACCAGCAGACAUCUUCUCUAGCUCGGGCUCUCACAGGUUAUCUGAGCAGGUGGAGGAGAUGGUGCAGAGUCACAUGACCUACUCGCUCCAGGAUGUCGGCGGCGAUGCCAACUGGCAGCUGGUAGUGGAGGAAGGAGAGAUGAAGGUGUACAGGAGGGAGGUGGAGGAGAACGGCAUCGUGCUGGACCCGCUCAAGGCCACGCACUCGGUGAAGGGCGUGACGGGACACGAGGUGUGCCGCUACUUCUGGGACACGGCCUACCGCAACGACUGGGAGACCACCAUCGAGAACUUCAACAUCGUGGAGACGCUGUCGGAGAACGCCGUCAUCGUCUAUCAGACCCACAAGAGGGUGUGGCCCGCCUCCCAGCGGGACGUGCUCUACCUGUCGGCCAUGCGCAAGAUGGCGGCCAGCAACGAGAGCGACCCCGACACCUGGCUGGUGUGCAACUUCUCUGUGGACCAACACGACGCACAGCCGAGCAGCCGUUGCGUACGCGCGAAGAUCAACAUCGCCAUGAUCUGCCAGACCCUGGUCAGUCCACCCGAGGGCGACAAGGAGAUCAGCAGAAACAAUGUGCUGUGCAAAAUCACAUACGUGGCCAACGUGAAUCCCGGAGGCUGGGCGCCAGCCUCGGUCCUGCGGGCGGUUGCCAAGAGGGAGUACCCCAAGUUCCUGAAGCGCUUCACCUCCUACGUGCAGGAGAAGACCGCCGGCAAGCCCAUCUUGUUCUGAUCCUCUUUUGGUGUCUGCGCCAAUGACAUCACACCGCAUCGUUAUUGUACAAACUCGUGUUGAGGCCACACUGAAGAGGAUUAAAAAAAACAACAACAACACAACUUUGAACCUGAAAAAAAUACAACUUUAGUGAUACGCUAUUAUUACUUUGGGUUAUGAACAAAAAUGCUUUCUCCCUGAACAAAACACUUUUUCCUCAAAAUAUUUAUUGAAAAAAAUGAGUACUAAAAACAGAUGUUCUCAAAAAUAGGACUGUCAUUUAUUGUAGGAAAAACUUUUGGGGGAAGAAGUCUAAUUUCAAGAAAAAGUCCCAAGAUUCAAAUUUCAAAGAAAUGAGACUAUUUUCUCAAAAAUAUAACCUAGAGAAAAUGUCAGGGUUUAAAAAAAUUAAAUAAAAUAUAGAGGGGAAAAAAAUGCAACUUUUUAAAUUGAACUUCUCACCCCCCCCCCCCAAAAAUAUUGAAGAAUAUUUUUCUUUUUUACAAUAAAAAAAAAAGAGUCAAACCUUUUUUACUUUAGUACUAUUUCUUGGAAAAUCUUAACUUUUUCAAAGAAAAAAUACAGAACUUCAUUUUCCUUGGAGUUUAAAAAUAAACCCCCAAAUCUCAAUUUGUAAAGAAAAAAAAAAGUACUUUGCGGAAAAAGUGUUUGUUUCCCAAGAAAAGCUUGGGGGGGAAACACAAUUCUCAAAAAAAUGAAAACAUUUUUCCGUAAAAAAAAAAAAAUUCUUGGAAAAUAAACUAUCAUGAACUAUUUUUUUCUAAAAAUAUAUUUUUUUCCUAUUGUAAGCUUUAUUUUUUUUCCUCGGAAAAACAUGACAUUUUAUUGCAGGCAUAUGACUAUUUUCUCCCCAAAAGUUCAUUUUUUUCCCUCGUGUUUGUUUUUUGUUUUUUGUUUUUUUCUCAGGCAAAACCUACUUUUUCCUGAAAGUACAACAAUAUUUUCUGUCACAAGCUUUUUUUGGGGGGGUUGUAACAAACUUUCAAUCAAAGAAAAGCUACUUUUUCCUUUAAAAAAAAAAAAAGUGCUUCUCAAAAUCACUCUAAGAUUACGACAUAAUUGUGGUAGUCUUUUUUUGCUUUGCUUUUCUUCUUUUCAGUGUGACCUUAAUACUGCUCAGCAAGAUUGACAUCCACAAGGAUUCCUUACCAGCUGCCAAUGUGCUCCAGCAAGGUGGCUGCUUGCCAUACUGUCGUGCGUCACGACGCUUUUCCAAUUCCCCAGUAACUAAAUGUGAUGUGCAUUGAAACGACAUGUACGUAUGUUCCAUAAGGAAAGUGUAAAGAGCUAGAAGAGACAUAUAUAUCUUUGCUAUCAGACUGUUUUAGACUUGCGGCUUUCUUUGUUACGGGUCAGAUGAUUUAUUUGUUUGUUUUAUUGUAUGAAGGGUACAGAGGGGACCAUCAUGAUGAACCGUGGACCCCUAUGAUGUAAAACGCUAAUCCCGCUAAUGAACGCGCCUAGUUUUACAGUGCUGAGGGCGGGACCAGCCCACCUAAAAUUGUAAGCGUGUCGCAAAGGCUUUUUGUUGUCGUUGCGACUGUGGGGAUCCCAAAUGCCAUAGUGGAUUACUUAGAGGGGAGAUGAUGAGACUAAUACACCCGUGAAGUCACUAGUCAAGUGUCCAUUAACAGAAAUAUUUGAGUACAAACCUUCAUACCAACUUUAUUGUUAUAAUGUUCAAUUCUGCUUUGAAGACUUAUUGACUUCAAUGAAGCACUUUGACGUUC
Messenger RNA from Phycodurus eques (leafy seadragon), 3874 nucleotides. Its product is annotated as ceramide transfer protein-like. Gene Ontology annotation, biological process: ER to Golgi ceramide transport. The record is from RefSeq and is a predicted model, not a curated record. The transcript is spliced from 16 exons. Gene Ontology annotation, molecular function: phosphatidylinositol-4-phosphate binding. Gene Ontology annotation, cellular component: Golgi apparatus. NCBI's taxonomy places the organism in Eukaryota, Metazoa, Chordata, Actinopteri, Syngnathiformes, Syngnathidae. Bases 333 to 2141 code for a protein of 602 amino acids.